AUGGAUGUGGCCGGGGAGGACGAGGCCCUGCAGCAGUUCUUUGAAGCACAGGGGGUGAACGGCACUCUGGAGAACCUGGCCUUGGAUACAAGAAUGCUAGAGGAGUUCUUGGGCAAUGACUUUGAUUUGGGGGCCUUGCACCACCAGCUCCCGGAUACCCCACCCUAUUCUGCACCGGACUCCAGCAGUCCUCUGCAGGUGAAAGGUGCGCGUCGCUGGACGCCGAGGUUCGCCGCCGGGAGGACGCCAGCCGCGCCCGGGACGCCGCCGCUCAGCGCCUCCGGAACCGGCCGCCCCGGCCAGGCCGCCGGGGGCUUUUACAGCUGCUGCCCGGACACCAGGCAUCCUGCCGCCCCGCUGGACCAGUCCGCGUCCUCCCGCCUGGGAAUUAGCUGUUCUUGCCAUUGGCAGCCCCUGUGCCACAGCCCUGGAGACCCAUUGCCUCCAGCCAAGAAGAGAAAGUACACACAGUCGCUGGGGGACGCCAGGGACUGCGGGGCCUGGGCCCACCUCUCCAGACCAAUGACGAGUAGGAGCAGCGACGUGCAGAGCCACGAUGGUGAGGGACAAAACGUGAUGCCUGUGGACCAGUGCGCUCCUGCUCUGAAGUGGCAGCCGUACCAGGGUGUCCUCUGGCACAGCUUAUUAAACAGUUGCUACGAAAAACUACCUGAUGUGGGCUAUAGAGUUGUAACAGACAAAGGAUUUAAUUUUUCACCAGCAGAUGAAGCUUUUGUUUGUCAAAAGAAGAACCAUUUUCAGAUAACCAUCCACAUCCAAGUUUGGGGAAAUCCAAAAUUUGUUAAAACCCAAAUGGGCCUAAAGCCAAUAGAAAUGUUUUACUUGAAAGCUUUUGGAAUUAAGGUAGAAGCCACCAAUCAAAUAAUUGCUAUUGAACAGUCCCAAGCAGAUAGAAGCAAAAACAUUUUCAAUCCUGUUAAAGUUGACCUACUGGCCGACCAGGUCACCAAAGUAACACUGGGACGAUUACACUUCAGCGAAACCACAGCAAAUAAUAUGAGAAAGAAGGGAAAACCAAAUCCUGACCAGAGAUACUUCAUGUUGGUGGUUGGACUGUAUGCUGCUCACCAAGACCAGCUCUAUCUGCUGUCUGCCCGCAUCUCGGAAAAGAUCAUCGUAAGGGCCUCUAACCCUGGGCAAUUUGAAAAUGACAGUGAUGUAUUAUGGCAGCGAGGACAAGUUCCAGAAUCCGUUGUCUGUCACGGCCGAGUAGGAAUCAACACAGAUGCACCAGAUGAAGCCCUGGUUGUCUGUGGCAACAUGAAAGUGACCGGGUCGGUGCUGCACCCAUCUGACAGCCGGGCGAAGCUCAACAUCCAGGAGGUUGACACAAAUGAACAGCUGAGAAGAAUAGCCCAAAUGAGAAUUGUUGAGUACGACUACAAGCCUGAGUUUGCAUCUGUGAUGGGAAUAAACCCUGCCCACCAAACAGGCAUGAUUGCCCAGGAGGUGCGAGAAAUCCUGCCAGCAGCCGUCAGAGAGGUUGGUGAUGUCACCUGUGAAAACGGAGAGAAGCUGGAGAACUUCCUCAUGGUCGAUAAGGACCAGAUCUUUAUGGAAAAUGUAGGUGCCGUGAAGCAGCUCUGCAAACUAACUAACAACCUUGAAGAACGAAUAGAAGAGUUAGAAGUGUGGAACAGAAAGCUGGCAAGGCUAAAGCGGCUCAGCAGCUGGAAGUCCUCAGCCAGCGAAGCCAGCUCAAUCAGCAAAUUUAGCCGAGCUGUUAGUACAUCUUCUCCAAGAAGAGCCAUUCACAAAAAACCCAACAAGGUUUAUUUUUCAGGAAAGAGACGGUUGUGUCCUAACUGGCUUUUCCAGACCUUGGUUAUAACUUUAAUUGCUGUGAUGGCAUUUUGUGUCUUUACGAUAGUGGCUCUUUACAUACUUAGCUUAAAAGAUCCAGACCGGCAUGCCUCCAGUCUCCCUCCAAGCAACCUUACCGGCUCUCAGGAGCCAGCGCUGCAGCCCACAGCCACCUCCUCAGCACCCAACAUGUCCCUGGCAACCACACAGGCCUCUUUCCAAGCACCUGAAAUUACAUUCUGUGACAUUCUGCCCUGUGAGGAGACUCACUGCUGUCCCCUCUGGGGAAUGAGAAGAGUCUUUUCCAGUUCUGUGCAAAAGCACUUCCAGGAGGCGUCCCGUCAGAGGCCGGGGGCAGAAGGCAAACUCAAAUCAUUCCCAGCAAGAGAUGCUCUCACCAGCCCUGACUGGGGAAGUGACUGGAUUGAUACAACCAUCAGUUCUAUUCAGAUUAUGGAAAUUCAGCAAGUAAUAGAUCAUCGGUAUUGCAGUAGAAGCCUCCAGUGCGGGUUUGGAAAUUACAAUUUCAACAUUCCGGUUAAUAAGCACACACCCACCAAUGUCAAAUUCUCCCUGGAAAUAAACACAACAGAGCCGCUGAUCAUCUUCCAGUGCAAGUUCACCCUUGGGAAUAUCUGCUUCUACAGUAAAGGGGAAGCCAGAGGUAUCGGAAGCCAUGUUUCCCAGGAGACGACACAGGGAUACCAGCACAUCUGGAGCCUGCCUGUAGCCCGAUUCUCUGACAGCGCUUACCAUUUCCGGGUAGCUGCUCCGGACUUAGCUGACUGUUCCACUGACCCUUACUUCGCUGGGAUGUUCUUCACAGAUUACUUCUUCUACUUCUACCGGCACUGUGCCUAA
Messenger RNA from Otolemur garnettii (small-eared galago), 2685 nucleotides. RefSeq names its product myelin regulatory factor-like (gene MYRFL). Gene Ontology annotation, molecular function: sequence-specific DNA binding; DNA-binding transcription factor activity. Gene Ontology annotation, cellular component: nucleus; endoplasmic reticulum membrane. Gene Ontology annotation, biological process: protein autoprocessing; positive regulation of DNA-templated transcription. The transcript has 25 exons. The coding region runs from base 1 to 2685 and encodes 894 amino acids. The record is from RefSeq and is a predicted model, not a curated record. NCBI's taxonomy places the organism in Eukaryota, Metazoa, Chordata, Mammalia, Primates, Galagidae.